Molecule: messenger RNA, 504 nt
Organism: Vicia faba (fava bean)
Lineage: Eukaryota; Viridiplantae; Streptophyta; Magnoliopsida; Fabales; Fabaceae
Source: the annotation of a GenBank genome assembly
AUGGCUUCAACUUCUAGGGUUUGUCUUUUUGUGCUUCUUGGUGUUCUUGUUUGUAGUAGCAUUGAUGCAAGGAAGCUUGAGAGUGAUAAGGGUUUAAGAGAUGAGAAGAAUUUCUAUCAUCCAGGGUUCGGUGGAGGUGCAGGCGCGGGAGGAGGUGGUGGUUUUGGUAGUGGAGGAGGGAUAGGUGGUGGUUCAGGGAGCGGAUUUGGUGCAGGUGCUGGUUCCGGAAGUGGAUUUGGUGCUGGUGGUGGUUCUGGUAGUGGACUUGGCGGUGGAGGAGGUUCUGGUGGUGGUGGUGGAUUUGGCGGAGGAGGUGGUACUGGUGGAGGUUCAGGAUUUGGAGGAGGGUCCGGAUUUGGAGGUGGUGCUGGUGCUGGUAGUGGACUUGGAGGAGGUGGUGGGGGAGGAUUUGGAGGCGGUGGUGGUGGUGGACACGGUGGUGUCGGAUCCGGUGGAGGAUUUGGUAGUGGAGCAGGUGGAGGAGUUGGAGGUGGAUUUCCAUGA